AUGGCCUCCUACGGGCUCGGGGUCCGCAUGGGGAACUGGCUGGAGGAGGAGUACGCGCAGCAGGAACUCCUGAGGGAUUUUAUCCGUAAGAGAGAGCAAGGACAACUUUUAAUACAGAGAUUAGCAAAACUUCAAGAGAAUAUUUUUAAGAGGGUAGAGCUGUCGGUAUCUUCUGACGGAUUUGUUCACUUUGGAGACACCGUGUUGCUUAUGAACCCAGACAAAAAAUCCUCGGAUUUGGAAGGGACCUCGGGGGAGAGGGAGCCCGAAAUGCGUGGUGAUGUGACUCUGGCUGUUGACAUGGAGGAAAUAUCCCUGUACAAGGACGAACCCCUGCAGCUCUCUCGUGGACUUAGUGCAGUCAAGAGCGUGGACCCCAUAGGUCGAAAUGCUUUCUGUAUUGUAAGUGUUGAUGGAAGUGCAGUGGGUGAACCACUUAGAUACGGGCAAAACUUUGUUCUUGGGACAAAAGGAGGGGUUUCUGACAAACUGUUUUAUCUGGCAAGUGACCACAAAACAUUUAAAGAUUUUGCUAAAAAAUCUCGCCUUCAGAAAGUAUAUUUGACAUCUGAGCUUUCCUAUUUGACUUUCUGGCAAGCUAAGUCCUUGGAUCCACAACUGCGUCUUGAACAUGAAGGAUUUCCAGUUCCUGCAGAAACUAAAAUUAUUAUUACUCAUUGCUACACCAAUCGCAACUUAGCUGUUCCAAGGACCUUCUGUGUGUGGUCUCAUUUUGGAAGAGAAUUUGAAGUUAUUUGUCACAAUUAUCUCGACUCCCACAGAGUUGAAGACGAUAAGAAUUACUGGGAGAUAAUAACAGGAAAUCCUGGUCCUGAAGAUGGUACAAUGUUUGACAGACCCCAAGCUUUCCCAGAAGGGUAUAAGAGGAAUGAGUUUCAUGAAAAGACAGAGAACGUAAAAGCCCAAGACUACAGCCAGGAGAGGUUGAUGAGAUUCUAA
This is a messenger RNA of Pseudopodoces humilis (Tibetan ground-tit), 960 nucleotides long. RefSeq names its product cilia and flagella associated protein 161 (gene CFAP161). Gene Ontology annotation, cellular component: motile cilium. Lineage: Eukaryota; Metazoa; Chordata; Aves; Passeriformes; Paridae. The record is from RefSeq and is a predicted model, not a curated record. Gene Ontology annotation, biological process: cilium assembly.